UUUGCAAUGUUACCCAUCGGUAAUUCAGACAUGUGUUAACUGUUGAGUCUCUGUUUUGACCAAUAAAUGUGCACGUGUUGCUCUCUGAUUUGUCCUUCUUCCACAAUCAAAUUUUCAUGUAUUCUUUGACGGUUGACUCACCUCUUCGCCUCCGAUCUCACAACGCCGACCAGAUCCAAAACAUCUCCUCUCUCCUCAGCUUUUACGGCCACACCAAGAGCAAGAACGUCUUCUAUUGGUUCAAGAACCAUAACGCCGGCGAGCACUUAAAGCGUCACAAACUCACUCCUCCUUCCCUUCCCUGCAAAUCAUCUGUUCAGAGGGUAGUGGGAGUCGAGUGGCGGCAGAGUCGGAGAGAGUGGUGGAGACUGGAGACGCUUCAACUCUUCCGCUUGGACUCGUCAGGGGAAGCUGAGGCGGGUUCGUGCUAGUUGCAGGGACGAUACCGGCGAACCAAUGGAGCAACCUCCCCGGUACCUCUCUGCCUGAGCUUUCUCUAACACAUUCUGUGCACUUGGCCCAUGCAAAGAAAACCAAAGUAUGAGAAGAGAAAGUGAUUACAAAUUCCUGAGUAUACAUACAUUGGCUGGAGAGAAACAAGUUCAUUUUACAAGGUUCAUCAAGGAAGGAGAAG
Prosopis cineraria is the source of this 634-nucleotide messenger RNA. RefSeq names its product WUSCHEL-related homeobox 5-like. The transcript is spliced from 2 exons. Gene Ontology annotation, biological process: plant organ development. Gene Ontology annotation, molecular function: DNA-binding transcription factor activity. Bases 117 to 431 code for a protein of 104 amino acids. NCBI's taxonomy places the organism in Eukaryota, Viridiplantae, Streptophyta, Magnoliopsida, Fabales, Fabaceae. The record is from RefSeq and is a predicted model, not a curated record.